GCGUGGCAUGCAACCCUGCAGUCCAACGGGCGUUUUAGCUGUAACAAUGCCUCCUUCAAAAAGUCCCACCAUGGAAUGUGCUGCCGGCCAAAAAUCACCAGAACCCAAUAUUGCUACAUCAUCAUCGACUUCCAGCAGCACACCUUUGAGUACACGCAACUGUCCCUUGAAAUUUUCCAUAGCGAAAAUUAUGGAACCAGAUCAGCGUUCACACUCCUCGCAUGCUUUACAUCACGACUCAGAGCGUUCUUGCAGUCCCAUUGAGGUCACCAGUGAUGAUUGCGAAGUCAUUAUUACCAGUCCCGCCAAUGCUGCUGAUAAUUAUGAUUCAGCCUUUAAGAAAUAUGUGCCAUCUUCCAGUAUGCUUACCAAUACUCCCUCCUCAGCAGCGGUACAACAAUUUGUUUCCACACGCCACCAGGAAUUGUUAAGCCAGUAUCCUUUGCUGUAUUAUGCAGCUCCCAAUCAAUUAAUGUGUGCUGCUGCUGCCGCCCAAUAUGCAGCUUUGACAGCAGCUCAACAGCAAAAUCUGUUGGGUAACAACAGUGCUACCGCCGCUCAUUUAAGUACGUUUACCGCUUCUCUCAAUUCUUUGCACAGUCAAACUUUGAGAAGACAGCUUUCGCAACCCACCACUAGUCAUCAUUUGGCAGCAGCUGCCGCGGCUGCAGCAGCGGCUCAGGCUGCUCAUCAUCAGGCUUUGGCUGCAGCUCAUCCUCAAAUACCCCAGUCUUUGGAAAAGUCACCCGUCAGCCACAAGUCUCGAGAAUCAUCUCAGACUCCUUCUACACCUUUCCACACCAACAAACGUAAACAUUCUCCUGCCUCUAGUCACAACAACACCUCUUCAUCCAUCAGUGAUCCCUGCUCGCCACCAGAGCCCCAAAGAGCUCGUGCCGAUUCUCCCAGUUCUUUGGAUGAUAGUCCCAAUUCUGCAAAUGGCGGCAAACAAAAGACAUUUUCCUGCCUGGAAUGUGGAAAAGUGUUCAAUGCCCACUACAAUCUAACCAGACAUAUGCCAGUGCAUACUGGAGCCCGUCCCUUUGUGUGCAAAGUCUGUGGCAAAGGUUUCAGACAGGCGUCAACACUAUGUCGUCAUAAAAUCAUACACACUUCCGAAAAACCCCACAAAUGCCAGACCUGUGGCAAAGCCUUCAAUCGCUCCUCCACCCUCAAUACACACACUCGCAUUCAUGCCGGCUACAAACCGUUUGUUUGCGAGUUCUGCGGCAAAGGCUUCCAUCAAAAAGGCAACUACAAAAACCACAAACUCACCCACAGCGGGGAAAAGGCCUACAAGUGCAACAUUUGCAAUAAGGCUUUCCAUCAAGUCUACAAUUUAACCUUCCACAUGCACACCCACAACGACAAGAAACCCUAUACUUGCAGGGUCUGCCACAAGGGUUUCUGCCGCAAUUUCGAUUUGAAGAAACACAUGCGUAAGUUGCAUGACAUUGGAGGCAGCAAUCUACAGUUGGAUGAUGAAAGCACCAACGACCGUUUGGAAAGACGCAGAGAGUACACUAGAAGAGAGGCCUCCAUAGAAUUCCACAAUAGUCAAUUGAAUUCCAAUUCAUCGGAUGGCUCCAUGUCACCACCCAUCAACGUAACUACCCCACCAUUGUCCAGCAAUGAGGGCAGUAGUUCAGCUUGGCAUACUUCCUCCCAAUACACAACGAAUUCGCUCAAUUAUGUGCCAACAGCGGCGAACUUAAGUCAACCCUCGGUUACCAAUUUCAGAACCGCCACAGAUUAUGGCGGCAGUUCGGCAUUCAUUAAUUUUGCCCAAUCAUCGUCGACGGCCCAUGCAGCAACAACUCAUUUAAAUCCUAAUCACGCCCAGCAUCUUUCACAAGCGAAUCAUCAGCGUUUGUCAGCCGCCGCAGCAGCCGUCAAUGCCAUGGACAAUGUUCCCUUUAUUGCCAAAGUAUUUUGAC
Messenger RNA from Calliphora vicina (urban bluebottle blowfly), 1937 nucleotides. RefSeq names its product earmuff (gene erm). The transcript has a single exon. NCBI's taxonomy places the organism in Eukaryota, Metazoa, Arthropoda, Insecta, Diptera, Calliphoridae. Gene Ontology annotation, biological process: regulation of transcription by RNA polymerase II. Gene Ontology annotation, molecular function: RNA polymerase II cis-regulatory region sequence-specific DNA binding; DNA-binding transcription factor activity, RNA polymerase II-specific. The record is from RefSeq and is a predicted model, not a curated record. The coding region runs from base 8 to 1936 and encodes 642 amino acids.